Molecule: messenger RNA, 991 nt
Organism: Pistacia vera
Lineage: Eukaryota; Viridiplantae; Streptophyta; Magnoliopsida; Sapindales; Anacardiaceae
Product: floral homeotic protein DEFICIENS-like
Exons: 7
Coding region: 178-840 (220 amino acids)
Biological process (GO): positive regulation of transcription by RNA polymerase II
Cellular component (GO): nucleus
Molecular function (GO): RNA polymerase II cis-regulatory region sequence-specific DNA binding; DNA-binding transcription factor activity, RNA polymerase II-specific; protein dimerization activity
Source: RefSeq, a predicted model, not a curated record
UACCACGUUUUGUGACUUCACCAUUCACCUUUCAUUGAAUUAGCUAAUGCCUUUACAUUUUUAGCAACAAUCCACUCUCUCUUCUCUCCUUUCAUUUAUUGUUGUUGUUCAAAAGUUUAUCAGAGCAAGAGAAAGAAAACAAAGACACCAUAUUUGAGAUUCAAGAUAGAUUCAAUCAUGGCUCGAGGAAAGAUCCAGAUCAAGAGGAUUGAGAACUCUACCAACAGACAGGUCACUUUCUCUAAGAGACGUAACGGCAUUUUCAAGAAAGCUAAUGAGCUUACAGUUCUCUGUGAUGCUAAGGUUUCUAUUAUCAUGCUUUCUAGCUCUGGCAAGCUCCAUGAAUACAUUAGCCCUUCCACUACAACAAAGGAGUUUUUUGAUGAGUACCAGAGGAUGCUAGCGGUUGAUCUUUGGGCUCCUCAAUAUCAGAAAAUGCAAGAGAAACUGAAGAGUCUGAAAGAAGUGAACAGGAAUUUGCAGAGGGAAAUCAGGCAAAGGUUCGGUGAAAGUUUAAACGAUCUAAGCUUUGAGGAACUGCCUCUUCUGGAGGAAGAUAUCGAUAAUGCUUUGAGUAUUAUUCGGGAACGAAAGUUUAAGGUGCUCUCAAAUCGGAUUGAAACUUCAAAGAAAAAGCUAAGGAAUGUGGCAGAAAUAAAUAGAAAUCUCCGGAAUGAAUUUGAAGGACGAUUGGAAGAUCCAGAAUAUGGGUUAGUGGAUAACGAAGAGCAUUAUGAAAAUGUUAUUCCUGGCUUCUUUGCUUUACGCUUGCAACAAAACCAGCCAAAUGCUUACGGUGGAUCAGGCUCAGAUCUCACCACCUACCCCUUGCUUGACUAGUACUAUCGCAGCUUCCAUUUCCAGUUUCUAUAAUAUAUAUUGCUAAGAUUGAGAACUUAAUGUAGUAUUUGAAGAUGCUCGUAUUUUGAAUUAUGUAUUAGCUUUUGUCUUCGUUUCACUGCUUGUAUGUUGGAUGAUGAUGGAUAUUAAA